UUCUACUUGAGAGCAUUUUGAAUAAUAGUAAUCAUGACUGGUCGUGGAAAGGGAGGAAAAGGAUUGGGAAAAGGAGGUGCUAAGCGGCAUCGUAAAGUUCUUCGUGACAACAUCCAGGGUAUUACCAAGCCUGCAAUCCGUCGUCUGGCUCGUCGUGGUGGAGUCAAACGUAUCUCAGGAUUGAUUUAUGAAGAAACUCGAGGAGUGUUGAAAGUCUUCCUUGAGAACGUUAUUCGUGACGCUGUUACAUAUACUGAACAUGCUAAGCGGAAGACAGUCACUGCUAUGGAUGUUGUCUACGCAUUGAAACGUCAAGGACGUACUCUUUACGGAUUUGGUGGUUAAACUACAUUUUAUUUUAUCAACAAACGGCCCUUUUCAGGGCCAA
Chelonus insularis is the source of this 388-nucleotide messenger RNA. Its product is annotated as histone H4. The transcript has a single exon. Gene Ontology annotation, biological process: nucleosome assembly. NCBI's taxonomy places the organism in Eukaryota, Metazoa, Arthropoda, Insecta, Hymenoptera, Braconidae. The record is from RefSeq and is a predicted model, not a curated record. Gene Ontology annotation, cellular component: nucleosome. Gene Ontology annotation, molecular function: structural constituent of chromatin; DNA binding; protein heterodimerization activity. Bases 34 to 345 code for a protein of 103 amino acids.